Molecule: messenger RNA, 3768 nt
Organism: Lacerta agilis (Sand lizard)
Lineage: Eukaryota; Metazoa; Chordata; Lepidosauria; Squamata; Lacertidae
Product: RNA-binding protein 14-like
Exons: 3
Coding region: 84-2003 (639 amino acids)
Cellular component (GO): cytosol
Molecular function (GO): mRNA binding
Source: RefSeq, a predicted model, not a curated record
CCUCCUUUACCCCUCCACUCUCUCUCUCUUUCUCUCUCUCUCUCUGUCCCUCCCUGGCUCCGCUCGGUGAGAAGGGCGAGCCGAUGCACCCGGGCGUGAAGGUGUUCGUGGGCAACCUGCCCGAGGAGACCUCGCAGGUGGAGUUGCGCGAGCUGUUCGAGGCGGCCGAGCCGGGCGAGGUCCUGCGGGUGGCCCUCAUGAAGCAGUUCGCCUUCGUGCACAUGCGCGACGACGCGUCGGCCGAGCGCGCGAUCCUCAAGCUCAACGGGCAGUUCCUGCACGGGCACCGCGUCGUCGUGGAGCCCUCCCGCCCCAGGCCCACGCACACCGUCAAGAUCUUCGUGGGCAACGUCCCGGCCGCCUGCACCAGCGGCGAGCUCCGCCUCCUCUUCCAGGAGUACGGGCCCGUCGUCGAGUGCGACGUCGUCAAAGACUAUGCGUUCGUUCACAUGGAGAAGGAUGAGGAUGCCAGAGCCGCCAUUGAACAUCUUAAUGGAAGGGAAGUCAAGGGCAAGAGAAUUAAUGUGGAACUUUCUAAUAAGGCUCAUAAAAGGGGGCCAGCUGGGCACACCGGCCAGCUGGGCAACAGAGCUGAAAAGAACAAAAUACCAACCCUGGAUAAACUCCAGCCCAGGAAUGAUACUUUGAGAUCCGGUAAUCUUGCUUUCCCAGCGGGAGGAUCAACUUAUUCUUCACUGGAGUAUGACUAUCAGCAGCGCCUGGGGAACAACAAUUUAACCAAAAUUGAUUCCCAAGACAGUCAGGCUAGGCAGGUAUCUCCUUCCUAUUUUGGAAGGGACAGAAGCCCCAUUAGACGCUCACCAACAAGAGCAGGUUACAUACUUCCAAUGGCAGCCCAGCAAGCAUCCUACAGAGACCAGGCUUCUGCCUCCCUCGGGACAGCCUACAGAGACCAGCCUGCAGCAUCACUUGGGAUGGCUUACAGACCCCAGCCUACAACUGGGCAGGCUGCAAUGUACAGAGCCCAGUCCUCAGCCAUGCUUGGAAAUCAAUAUAGAGCCCAGUCUUCUGUUCCCCUAGCAACUUCUGGGGCCCAGCCAGCAGCCUCAGCACUAACAUCCUACAGUGCCCAAGCAGCUGCUUAUGGAGCACAGGUGGCUGCUUCUCAAGUCCCUUCUUAUGAGACCCAGCCCACAACAACAUACGCUGCCACUUAUGGGGCCCAGGCUGCUGCAACAUAUGCAGCAGCUUCCUAUGGUGCCCAGGCAGCAGCUGCUGCUGCCGCCCUCUCAGCAUCUUACGGGGCCCAACCUGCAGCCAACCAAGCAGCCUUGUACGGUACCCACCCUCUCUCAACACAGUCAGCUUCAUAUGGAGUCCAGUCAGCUGUUGGCCAUGCAGCUUCUUAUGGGGCCCAGGCUGCAUCUGCCCUGCCAGCUGCAUAUGGGGCACAGGCUGCAGCAAACUUGGCAGCCGCUUAUGGUAUGCAGGAUGCAGCAGCAGCAGCAGCAGCUGCUGCUUCCUAUAAAACACAGCUCUCUGCUUCACUGUCAACAGCCUACAGAGCACAAGUCUCAAACCCAGCGGAGACAGCUUAUGCUGCGCAGCAAUCCACUUCUGUUCCCUUAGCUGCAGGUUACAGAGCUCAGCCAUCAUACAAUGGGCUGACUCAAUCUGCACAACAGGCAGCCUCAUAUACAGCAUUGUCCCAGUCAGAAGCUGCAGCUCUUCAUCCGCCAUAUGAACGCACUCGCCUCUCUCCACCGCGUGGCAACCGUGAGGAUCUCUACAGAAAAGCAGCUGCAAUGAAUAAGAGGUACGGUUCUGACCUCUCAGAUGACCGCCGUUUAUCUGACCUCUCAGAUUUCCGCCAUUUAACAGACUCCCCCCACGCGUACCGCCAUUCGCCGACAAAAGCUCAACUGGAUUAUCGCCGUCUCCCAGAAACACAGUCUGAUUAUGCCCGAUAUGCGGGUGCCUAUGGCGAUUACAUGCGUAACGCACAACUGCAGCUGCAUGCUAGUUACCAGCGCCGCCUGUAAAGGAUUUCCCCCGUCUUUCCUGGGGUGGGACUGCGUCAUUGUUCUGGCGCCCGCCGUUGUAACACAUCUAGCAUAAACCCCGGCUGCUGCAUCCUUGAUGAGAAGUCUUUGCCAUUUGAUUUCAGAAUAUCCUUUUAGUCACUACAUUUCUUCUCACCCUUUGUCACAGUGCCCUUAGCAGCUUGUCAUUGUAGCUCUUGUAUCUUCUGUUGUUGUCCUUUCCUAUACCAAGUAAAGGGUGUUAUUUACUUUAGCGAGCCAUAUGGGGCCAUCCAAGAUAAAACAGUUUUCUAGGAGAGUCUUGUGGUUGCUAUCUUAAUUUCAAUGUUAGGGCUCUGUGCUCUGCCUCAGGACUGCUGUAAAUUGCUGCAUAUUGAGUCAUUUGGAAACCAAAGUCCCUGGGUGAUGAUGGCAACAUGGUGAACGUUUGCUUCUGGUUCCUUGGUUCUGCCUCUUGCCGUGUCCCACCAGUUAGAAAGGAAACUGUUCUAGCAUUGAAAUCCUCAUUUAAUGUGCUUGUUGAAAGGAUCACUUUGUAUCCUUUCCAAGUGAGCUCAGUUGCUUUCAUGUAAUAGCAUCCAUUGAUUUUUGCUAAUAUAGAGUGCACAAGUAAACCUGAAGUUAGAAGUGAGUUUAGAUUAUUAUUUUUUUGUAUUAACUGUAAAUAAAAAGUAGGCAGACUGAUAGUUUAGGAAAUCCAGCUGCCUAGUGGUUUUGGUGGGGUGUGUGUUGCUAUUAUUCCUUUCAUAUUGAAGUGUGUAUGUAAACAGCAGAACUCAGGACCAUCCCUGCUGGUGGGUGAUCAUCAUACAGUGAUGAUGAUAAGUGAUCAAUGCUAUCAAAAUACUCCCCUUUUUAGUUGCACAGGAUAUUUACUGGCCUGGAACACCCUUCAGGCCUAGAACUGGGAGGUCUCUGUCUUUUGUUAUUCCUGCAAUAUUUAAGACUGCUCCCUUACACUCUUAUUGGGAACCUCUCCCUUCUCUCUCCCCACCUCAACCAAUAUAUCUGCCCUAUUUUUCUUUCAUGGUGUUAAGUUUUUCAAAUAUUGGGAGCAGUCAAGUUUAUCACAGGGGCUCAAGUAGGGGAAUACCUUAGGAUAGGUGAGGGCUCCACACCCCAAGAUGUAGGAGAAAUCGAGAGAGAUGUUCAUGAAGCUGUGAUGGGCUGACGUGAUGGUUCUGUCAGGAGCAAGUGUGGAGUUCAGCUUGAUGUUGCCUACUAUAUUUUUUAGAUUGUGCCAUGUCCUACUACUGCUAUCUCUGCACAAAAUAUAGUGCCAGAAUGCUGAGGGGUAAGGACAGCUGGACAUCUUCCAGAACGUUAUUGGCAGGUAGUGUGUACUCUCCCCAAGUGCUACUGCUUUUGUAGCAGGAAACCUGUUUUCAUCUCUUGCAGCAUAACUUUUUUUGUUUUUUUAAUGAAUGCCUUUUUCUGCCACUGUUAACUCACAGUGCAACUGCAGAGACAUUUUCCCCUUCUUUAUAUUUUUCCAUUUCAUUACAACUGUUUAUGAACAGCAGUAGCAAUUAGAAUCUAAUCAGAGUUUUAAAUAAGCGUGGCUACACAAAGCAAAAAGCAGCAUUGUCAACUGACAAUGUUGGCUGAACGCUUGCUCAGUUUCUAGUAAUAAUUUGACAAAAAUGCUUGGAGUGAAGCCAAUCUUAUCUGUGUUUUUCCAAGUAGGUAGUUAAUUAAUAAUUGUACUGCUUUUUAUAAGAUUAUGCUUUCUGGGCAACUGAUUAAAAUGUGCAAACUUGCUGUA